Sclerotinia trifoliorum is the source of this 1800-nucleotide messenger RNA. Lineage: Eukaryota; Fungi; Ascomycota; Leotiomycetes; Helotiales; Sclerotiniaceae. The record is from the annotation of a GenBank genome assembly.
UGAGGUUCGUUGUGUUAUGUAUUAUAUAUUAUAUUAUAUAUUAUGUGAAUUUGAACAUCAUCCUCACUAUUGAAAUAUUAUUCAAGCUUCUAUCUUGAGCGGCGACCACCUCAUACACAUUUAAUCAUGAGGUCAAGGUUCCAUCAGUUGAAGAAAGUGGUAUGUGAGAAAUAUAUGGCUUGAAAAUUGUCUUUCCCCGCCCAGCAAAUGCACUUUGAACGAUCCAAGAGACAUGACGAGCUGACACUUAAUUGUUCUCAUAGAAAAUCCGUCAAACAUGGAAUAAAAUCAAUUUAUACAAUCUGUCAAGAUACAAGCCCAGGCCGGAGGGUAACACCUUCUUUCAGCAAAAAUGGAAAGCAAAGUCGUUGAGUCGAGCAUAUCACGGAGAACAAAUUCGAGAGGGGCAAUGGACAAGAAUGUUUAGACCGAGAGCGAAAGCCGUUAUCCCUAUGGAUUAUAAAUAUUUAGCUGAACAUGAUGGUUCUGAAUUGGCUGCUGGACGAGGAUCUGGAUUAGAGAGACCAAAAGGUACCGGGAGUGCCGCACAAUUCAACAGGAAUCAAAUACCUUAUAUGUCCAUGGUCUACGCACCUAUCGAAAGACGAUUGGACACGGCCAUCUUCAGAGCGUUAUUUGCAAGUAGUACGAGACAAGCAAGACAAUUCGUGGUGCAUGGAAAGGUUAAGGUCAAUGGGAAGAAGGUAUGGAAUCAGUUGUAUCUGAGGCUAGGCUUUACUAUUCACUCACACAAUAUUAGAUGCCAUAUCCAGGAUAUCUUCUAAACCCAGGAGACAUGUUCCAAGUAGACAUUGAUAGAGUACUUUUCGCAACUGGUGCUCCAAAAACCGCAGACCAAAUCAAAAGUGGCCGAGGUCUCAGAAGGUCCCUCCGCGCAAUGAAUGAUCAAAAGGCCAAAAAUGCCGCCGCCAAAAAAGAAAAAGAAGCUGCCGCCGCCGUCGCAAGAGAGGAAGGAGGAGAAACCACAACUCCUAAAGAAACGCCUGAAUCCAAAGAAAAGGACGAAAAGGACAGACUCCGCAUGGAAUUUCGAACUCUUCAGGAACACGCCGAUGUUCUCCUGACCGAUAGCAAAAAUUCCCCCUCUGGCAAACGCAAGAUCGCCCUCCGCAAACUCAAGCGCGAAAUUCGAGCCACCCUCUCACAACUAAACCGCAAAUCCGUCGCCGACCUAACCUCCAUCCUCAACUCCUACACAACCAAACUCGCCAAAUCCGAAGAUUUGGAAACGCUUGCUGCAGGAGCUCCAGCAGUCAUCAAUGCAGAAGAAGCACCUGAUUACCAACAAAAAUUAAAAUUGGCAAUUCAACGAGCGAAGGAAAAUCCAAUUGAUGAAUCGAAACCUUAUAUGACCCCUUGGCAACCAAGACCUUACAUGAGUGCCUUUGCAUUUAUUCCUAGGUAUCUAGAGGUUAAUCAGAAGAUUUGUAGUGCGGUUUACCUUAGACAUCCCGUGGCGAGACCAGGGUUGAGUGAAGUUCCUAGUCCAUUUUCGAUGGAGCUCCUGCAGUUGGCGCAUAAUUGGUAUUUGAGAAGGAGGUAGAGAGUGAUACAUAUGUAGAUGGGCAGUGUACGGAAGGUAUUGAAAGCAGAUAGUGAAGGGUUUCAAAAGAAGUAGAGUAAGACGAGCAGAUGGCAUAGGCAAGUGCAUGAUCGAUAUGUGAUAUUCGAUUUGUAUGAAGAAAGACACUGUAUUAUACAUCCUAAAGCCUAGAUGGAAUAUGAUGAGAUAAAAUCAUUAUAUAUAUGAAUAUAUAAAUAAACUAAAGGAUUAAAGAU